Messenger RNA from Paramecium pentaurelia, 135 nucleotides. The record is from the annotation of a GenBank genome assembly. Lineage: Eukaryota; Ciliophora; Oligohymenophorea; Peniculida; Parameciidae.
AUGCUUUUGCAAAUUACCAAAAAUAACUUCAAAUAUGGAAUAUUGUUUAAGGGAAUAAGAAAAAAAUUUAUGCAAUUAUUUCAAUGCCAUCCUACUGAAACUAUUUUUUUUGUUAACAUUAAUAUUUUGUUAUGA